This is a messenger RNA of Eutrema salsugineum, 1438 nucleotides long. RefSeq names its product erlin-2-B. Gene Ontology annotation, molecular function: ubiquitin protein ligase binding; cholesterol binding. Gene Ontology annotation, biological process: SREBP signaling pathway. The record is from RefSeq and is a predicted model, not a curated record. NCBI's taxonomy places the organism in Eukaryota, Viridiplantae, Streptophyta, Magnoliopsida, Brassicales, Brassicaceae. Gene Ontology annotation, cellular component: endoplasmic reticulum membrane; endoplasmic reticulum.
AGUGACUUCUUCAGUCAAGUAACCCGACCCGUGACCCAUUAACCCUACUCCAUCCAACGGUCCGAUACCAAUCUCACACACAAAGUUACGGUCUUUCCUCCUACACUAUAUAAAAACCCCAUUUGUACUUGUUCCUCAUUGAAUCAAAAACCCCUUUCCAAGUUUUCCAAUUUUCCACUGAACAAACCCGUUCAACCAAAUUUCUCCAUGGAUCCUCAGCAACGUAGAACUGAAACCCGUCACCGUCCUCCCGUCGGUGAACCCGGAGGCGACGUGUCUUCGAUUUUCAUUGCGUUUGGUGUUUUCAUCGCCAUCGCCGCUUUGGUUAUGUUUCCUUCAUCGUUGGUGCACCAAGUUCCUGAAGGUUACGUUGGAGCGUAUUGGAGAGGUGGUGCUCUUCUGAACAUCAUUACAGAGCCUGGUUUUCAACUGAAGCUCCCUUUCAUUACUAACUACGAGCCUGUUCAAGUUACUCUCCAAACAGAUCAAGUGAAGGAUAUACCAUGUGGUACCAAAGGAGGUGUCAUGAUUACCUUUGAGAAGAUAGAAGUUGUUAAUCGACUGCGUAAGGAUUAUGUCUAUGACACUUUGCUCAACUAUGGUGUGGACUAUGACAACACAUGGAUAUAUGAUAAGAUUCACCAUGAGAUCAACCAGUUUUGCAGCUCCUAUUCGCUUCAGCAAGUCUACAUUGACAUCUUUGACCAGAUUGAUGAGCGAAUGAAAGAGGCUCUUCAGGCUGAUUGCACACGUUAUGCUCCAGGAAUUGAGAUUAUUAGCGUGCGUGUCACAAAGCCGAAGAUCCCAGAGAGUGUGAGGCGCAACUUUGAGCAAAUGGAAGAGGAACGUACUAAGGUCUUGAUUGCUAUUGAGAAAUAAAGAGUUGCUGAGAAAGAGGCAGAUACAAAGAAAAUAAUGGCCAUUAGUGAAGCCGAGAAGAACGCCAAUGUUAGCAAGAUUCUAAUGCAACAGAAGCUGACUGAGAAAGACAGUUCAAGGAGAGAGCAGAUGUAUCUGGAUCGUCAAAAGAGUCUUGCGGAUGCAGAUUACUACCGUGUACUGAGAGAAGCUGAAGCAAACAAGUUGAAGCUCACUCCUGAAUUUCUCGAACUAAAGUUCAUCGAUGCCAUUGCUCGUAACACCAAAAUGUUCUUCGGGGAUAAGGUACCUAACAUGGUGUUGGAUCAAAGGCUGCUUGGGAAUUUCCUGAAUCAUUCGACAAAAGACAAAUUUAACGAUGGAAACUUGGAUAUGGCCACUGAUUCAUAGAACAUGUCACUCCUUAAAAACGAAAAAAAAAAACUCUUUUUGUUAUCGCAUAACCUAGUAGUGAAAUUUGGACGCUUAUCUUGUUGUGGAGAUCAUUUUACUGCAACUCUCUCUCCUAAUUGGGACUAAAGCUUGUUCGUAUUAUAAUUUAACCUAUUUAUCAGAUUCA